UUUCGCAGUUUCUCUGCUCCUUCAAACUUUUGCUUCUUGUAGCUCUUAGCAAUGUUGUCAACCCUAGCAACAAAGACGAAAACAAAAUUGAAAGAUGUGAAAUCCCUUGGACAGGAGCUCCUCUCCUCAAAAGCGCACAUCAACAACCUGCCUCUCCUCCUCAAUUUCAUAUCCCCGUUGUCGCCACCUCAGUUCAUUCUUGAAUCACUCCUCUCUCUCCAGGCCUUCUUCACUACAAUUCUUCAGGAGCACCCUCUGUCUUCUUCUGCCUCUAAACGACAACGUUCUAAGGAUUCCGCUAAGGAUGACUCUGAAAUGAUUUACCAUACGUGGCUGAGAUCAAAGUUUGAUGAGUUCGUUAGGUCGCUGAUUGAGGUUUUGGUGUCAUCAGAACCUGAAGAACCUUUGAAAGAAGUUAUUUUGGAUACAUUCAUGGAGUUUGUUAAGAUGGGAAGUGGUGGAAAGUUUAACUCCUCUAUUUACCAGAAAUUACUGCAUAGUAUUAUUAACUCUGAGGCACCUGCUGAAUUUUUGUCAGACUUGCUGGCGUCUAAGUAUUUGAAGUAUAUUGAUGUCCGGUAUUCCUACAGAGCUGCUUUACAGUUUCCAUGUUUAACUUGUUUCUAAUGAUCAUAUCUGGGAUUUUGGGUUCUAAGUGCAUCUUUUUGUUCUAUAAUUUUAUCAUUUUAUUGUUGAUCAGGUCUCCCAUCAAUGUUAUAGACUUCUAGUGAUUUUCUUUUUCCACUUUUGAUGAAUAUAAGUCAUCCUCCAUUGUGAAAGAAGUCUCAGUUUGUUAUGGUUAACAAACCUAUUGCCACUAAUAUACUAAUUUUUUGGCU
Messenger RNA from Rubroshorea leprosula, 839 nucleotides. The record is from the annotation of a GenBank genome assembly. Lineage: Eukaryota; Viridiplantae; Streptophyta; Magnoliopsida; Malvales; Dipterocarpaceae.